AUGGUAUCCGGCGGAGAUCCACUGGGACCAGCUACCAAGACCAGGGGUAGACAGACGGAUUACCGGAAGCUCGCCGGUAUCCCUCUUGAUCACACCAGAAGGAGGCAGACGGAGCCAUCCUGCAACGAACCACAAGACAUACCGCAGACACCAGAACUUCUACAUCCUCAGGACCUACCACAGAUUGAGGACGAGGUGCAGUUACAAGGCGGACCGCAGCUAACAAAUGAGGAGCAACCUGCCGAAGACCUGACGACACAGGGCGAACAACAACCUCAAGACAAACAGCAGCCCACCCAAUCCACAGCAUACACUUUAGACUGGCCCUCAGCAUAUGCUAAGUGCCAGACCUUCAGCGGUCCCUACCAGCCGGCAGCUCAACAGGCAGGACGCAUUGUACAACAGGAUAUCCAACAUCGUCGGUAUAGUUUCCGCUAUAGAUUCCCCUACCUGCAAAUCAACAUCAGCGGGAUCGGGUUGAUCUGCGUUCCGCAGCUUCCGGAAUUUUUGACAUACAUUCUGUACAAGCACUAUGAUCAUAUGACAGCAGGCCAUCGAUGUCAAAAGAAGACGUACCAGGCCAUCAGCAGGCAUUAUUAUUGGCCGGCUUGUGGAAACGACGCUAUCCUCGUCCUGGUCGACACCCUCAGUAAAAUAACUCAUUUUAUUCCCACAAGGAAGGCAUCGUCAGUAGCGGACAGUGUCACCCUUCUAGCGGAUCGUCUGAUUCGCUACCAUGGCUUCCUAGACAUCUUGAUCUGGGACCGGGACCCAAGAUUCCAAUCGGAGAUAUGGACUCACCUUUGCGCGCGUUUCAACAUCAAACGAGCGAAAUCCUCCCCCUAUCACCCGCAAACGGAUGGGCAGACGGAGAGGGUGAAUAGGACUCUGGAACAGAUGAUAAGAACAUACAUAAAAUCCAAUGAGAAGGAAUGGGAAGGAUUGCUACCAGCAUUGGAAUUAGCCUACAAUACUACUCAUCACUCCUCGACGGAGCUGUCUCCGUUCGAGGUUAUGAUAGGGGAGAACCGAAUAACCGUGGCAGACCUGGACAUCCUCGGUUCCCUUCCUCCCACAUUGUCACCACCGAUGACUAGAACCUUCCGGCAGCUCUGUGACCGCGCACAAGGACACAUCCUGAGAGCAAAAUGGAGGCAGAAGUACUACGCGGACACUGAACGGAGGGAAGUAGAAUACCAAGUUGGAGACAAGGUGUGGUUUAGUGCCAAACACCUACCGGCCCUGAACGAUUGUUCUAAAUUCGAGCCCCGAUAUAGGGGGCCAUACUCGGUGACGGAGCUCAUCGGAAAGGUUGCUUACCGUCUUGCCUUGCCCGCCUCGUAUGCGGGGCAUAACGUCUUUCAUGUAUCUCAGCUGAUACCACAUCGGCAGCGAGAGAAGAUUCAAGUACCUCGAGAAGCUCCGGUGGGUUGGCCACCAGUUCCUGAUGCGGCCGGUAAUCCAACUGAUCAAUUUCUGGUGGAUUAUAUCAUGGACCAGAGGGGUAGGGGGGCCUCCGCCAGCUAUCUUGUGAAGUGGAGAGGCGCACCUGAGGAAAACGCAACAUGGGAGCCAGCGCACCACCUUGAAGGUUGUCCGGAACUGGUCUGA
This is a messenger RNA of Eimeria maxima, 1611 nucleotides long. RefSeq lists its product as hypothetical. The record is from RefSeq and is a predicted model, not a curated record. The transcript has 2 exons. Lineage: Eukaryota; Apicomplexa; Conoidasida; Eucoccidiorida; Eimeriidae. Bases 1 to 1611 code for a protein of 536 amino acids. Gene Ontology annotation, biological process: DNA integration. Gene Ontology annotation, molecular function: nucleic acid binding.